Cetraspora pellucida is the source of this 633-nucleotide messenger RNA. Lineage: Eukaryota; Fungi; Glomeromycota; Glomeromycetes; Diversisporales; Gigasporaceae. The record is from the annotation of a GenBank genome assembly.
AUGUCAUUAAAAAAAUAUGAUUCUUCAUUAUCUGAUUCUUUAAGUAUUUCAACAACAUUUGAGUCUAUAAACUCACCGAUAGUAUCUUCUAAAACUUUAUUAAAAUCAAAAUCUUCAAGCUCUUUAAGCACAUCUUUGUGUGAUAACUUUAUCGAUUUAACUAUGACUUUAAGUGAAUCAUCUGAUAUUGAGAUUUCUAAAAUAGACUUAGAUAAUUUGAUACCCAUUACAGCCGAUAAGUUUGAUAAUGUUAAAACUUAUAAUUUUUUUACAAAAAAUUUGUGUAUAAAUGAGAUUAGAUACUCUCCAAUACCAAUUGAAUAUCUUCCUACUUCUUUGAAAAGUAUUGCAAUUGUAUAUAAUAUUUCUAAUUGGAAUGAUUAUAAUGUGGCUUUUUCAGAUAUUCAAUAUAAUAUGGGUGAUAGUGGUAAAAAUAAAAUUAUUGAAUGUGAAUAUCUAGGAUAUAAAGUAAAUAAAUUAGUUAGAAUUUGUACUGAUGCCAAAGUAUAUGAAUUUGUUUCAAGUGAAUUAAAAGAAAUACAACAUAUUGAAGUUAAUAAAGAUUUAGAUUUUUAUAAAUUUAAUCAACCUGUUGAUUUACAAACUUCAAAGGAAGCUAAAACACAUGCAUAA